CAUCGUGUCUGUCUCCUCCAGCGUGAUGACUGUAGUUUGCAGUGAUACGCGGUUAUCAUCUAAACAAUGGCCCCCUGAUUUCAGACAAGGACCAUAACUGGCCCUUCAAGUUUGAGAUUUUCUCAGCAGCAGAACAGGUUCACUUGUGUCUUUAAAGUGUAAAAAUACAACAGUGUGAAUCACAUCAUUAGUUCUAUUUGCUGAAAAUUAGCUGUUUUUGUGCAUGAUGGACACAACCUGCAUUGCAUUUUAUUGAUUUAAGAUUUCAGCUCUUUUAAGAUCUAAUUUCCUCAGUUUUGUGUAUUUUAAUCAAAUUUGUCUGCAACUUUAGAUCGAUGUUGUUCCUUCCCACGUGAGCCUGGAGCAGCUGAUCAGUUUCAUUUGAAGAUUGCGUCCGUGUACUGAGUAAACUGUACAAUCAAAUGAUCAUUAAGUCUGAGGUUACACCCUGGACGCCACACCUGACUGUCUAAACACUCAAAGUGUCUGCAGCUGAGCCGGUUCAUGCGUCGUGCCGUCUGUGGGCUUGAGAUGAAGUGUGUGUGUGGGCACGGAGAAUCAUCGUGUUUCACCUGAGACCUGACAGGGACAGCAAACACAGGCUUCAUGCCAGCGGGUGGUGAUCCAGACUUAACUAGUCCUACAAACGGGCAGGAAACUGGUUUCCUAUUAAAAACAGCAUUAAAUGUAUUUUUAUUAUUAUUUAUAUUUGGAUUUAUUUUAUAAAUUCUGAAUACACCUGUCAGAAAAUAAAGUUGGUUAUUUAUUCAAAUGUGAGAUAUGUUUCUAAAUCCCACCUUUUAAUUAGUGGAAACUCUUUGCUUCACUCCACAGACAGACGUUAGAAACGCAUUUAAACCCUAAAAGUCUCCGACUCCAUUCCCACUGAGACCGGAACGUGAGUGUGGCUCUGAUCUUGGCAGGAAUCUCACCUCGUCGUGGUUCUUCUUGAGAGCCUGGCAGUCCCUCUCCACCGACUGGCACAGCGUGGCCUCCGCUUCCCAUCUGCAGGCAGCAACGUGGUGAGAACCCGGCAGACAACAAUAAAACGUUAAAAGCAGCAAACUGAAUGUUCUUCACUUCAUGUCAGUGAGGACGGAGAGGUCAAAGCAGUACUUACAUGUGGCUCAGGUCUUCAGGAGGUCUUCUCUGGCUCUGCUCCUGCUGGGUUCCCCCUGUUGAGGGCGAGAGUGACUUUUGUUGCUGCAUCGGCUUUCACAGGGGUGAAAGGAACAGCAGUCCAACAACUGGACUCUUCCCUGCUGUUGGGUAUAAAGCUCUGGAUUAUGUCUUUGAGGCCAGCGCCACUCUGAAGUCGACCCUGACUUUGCUGGCACUGCCAGUUCCUGCUUUCCCCGGUCCCAGUGAGCGUUACCCCGUCAGUGGGAGGCUGUGUGACGACACCUACAGGAGGCCCUGGGUCAGAGGAAAGGUCUUCUCCUCCUGCAGACUGGUUGUUGCUGGUUCAGUGCUCUGUGAACUGAAAGGAAAUAACCGAUCAUUCAGUUCUCUAGAAAGAUUUUCAGUGUGGGACGAUGUGGACGUGAUACCCAGUUCUAAUCCCGACUCGCCCAAACGUGAUGAUCAGAUCAGAUGUUUGUUCAAGCAGGACCCAGAUCUAUGUCAUGAAUCGUUCUUUAAGGUGACCGCUGACCAGAUGGAGCCGCACGGUUGCAACAACGAUUUCUUCCUUCCGGAGGAGCUCAUAACUCCAGAUUAUGUGCCACAGCUAAAGAGACGUUUACCCACGCUUAAGGCCACACUGUCCCGACUCAAGAUGCUUCCUGUGGCUGACCCUCUGCUGGGCCCAACGGGACUCUGCAUCUCUGAGGACCCCAUGUUCAGCUGUUUCACGCGAUGUGCGUCCUAUGAGAACAACCCAGAUGUGGACACUGUUAACCCUCAGAUAUGUGCAGAUGUUCAGGAGGAGUUUUGUAAAGAACCACUGCUGAAAGAAGAGCUGCUGCUGCUGCCCGCUGUGGUCGACACGUUCCAGCCGAGCCCGCAGAACUUCAGCACUUAUUCUAAUGUCUGUGCUUGGUUGAAAGCUUCUCCUGAACCUCUGGAGGAGCAGUGUUCAGUCCUGGAUGUGCUUCAGAAAACGGUCCUGUUAGAAGCUCCGCUGGAUGUUUCUCAGUACGAUCCACCACAGGGCCACCGUACAGAAGGCCUGAUCCUGACUGAGCUUCCAGAUGAUUUUGCUCCUCACCAGGAACUAGAGCUAGACUCCAUUCUGAGCCCUGAGAUGAGUCCAGACCCAAGCUGUCUCUCCACCUCUCACCUCCAGGAGGAAGACUUGUCUCCUUUCGGCACACUCUCUCUGCUGUCAGCACGGACUCGCCAAAAGAUGGAGGCGGCGCUGUGGGAGUCAGAGAAGCAUCUGACCUUUGUGGCUAACCUUUUGCUGUCAGAGCCUUGUGUACAGGAAGCAGCCCCGGAGUUCCAGCCUCUGCAUGAAGCCUUUAAAAUGGCUAAAGCUUUCAGCAGAUCUGGUGACGAGCAGAGGGUGGGGUCUGAGCUGGAGAUCCUGCAGACACUUAACGGCCACAGUUGUGAGUUCACUGAGAAAAUGAUGCCCGAGAUUCCCAAAUCCAGGAAGGAGGAGAGGGAGGAAUUCACAAAAGAGUUACCUGAAGAUGUAGAAAGUGAAGUUCAAUCGCUCAUUCGGGAUUCACCAAACGAAGCCAAUUCCCACCACGACACCUGUGUGGAUUCAUCUCACAGUUCCCUCUCGACCCAAGCCAGCGGCUCAACUGCUCAGCAAGAGAAACCUUCUGCUACCAACAGCACUGCAGAAAGGGUUUCAGAAGGGACGUUUUUAGGUGGUGCGGGCUCGUCUCCUCCACCUUACAAACUCCACACGUCUGAGAAAGAGCUGAGCUUCCAUGAAGCUUCAUCUGAGCUGAACCUGUCCUCCAAACUACAAGUUAAAGAUGAUCAAAAACGUUUGGCGUCAGCAAGACGACCAGAACGAGACCUGGAUCCUUUGUUAGACUUCAUCAAACUAAGAUCUCAGCAGGUGCCAGGCUCAGCUGAAGCAGCAGAGACGCUCUCUCAGCCUCCACAGAGAGAGCAGCAGCCUGCUCCAGAGGAGAUGUGGACUCCCAACAGGAAGCCAACACUUGUGAGUUUUGCUGUGUCAGCAGACGCUAGCAGAGAACACAAGCCAGCGGCUCAGAGGACAAAUCGGUUUAGCGCUCUUCCAGCAAGCCAGUCGGCGUCUCAGGAGAAACCUUUCAGCAGGGUUGUGCCGGUUCGAGCUACAGAAAGCCAGCGGCGAGCCUACCAUGAGCUGCAGGCGCUCGCUCAGCCGUGCUUGAGUUCUGCCAGACAGAUGGGGCUCACCCUCCCUUCAUGGGGACACUUCAGCUGCUUGGCCCCGGACCAAACGCAUUUCCUCCUCAAACAGCAGGAGAGAGCCCUCUGCAGGGCUCCAGCAGAGGAUGCAGAGCUGCUCAAAGAUCAAGAGUUGCUUUUCAACCAGGCUGCUCUGAUCCAUGUGUUGGUGACGUUCAAAGAGCUGCUGCUGAAGUGUGAUCUGAGUACUGCGGUGGCAUCCCUGACCAAGGCAGCUGAGGUGUGUUCUGAGCAGAGACUGAAGCAGCUGCUGAAGAGGAUGCAGAUCCUCCUCAUCCAGGAGAAGCAGGAGUCCAACUUUAAGCUGCUGGAGCUGCAGCAGCUGCUGGCUGAUUGGCUCCACACCAGAACGGGAAAGACGGCAGAGAAAAUUCUCGUCGUGCUCUCCGUGGACUCUGAUGACAGCAGAUCGAGGAUCAUCAGCGACUUGAGUCAAGUGACUGGUGCUGCUGUGACGUCUCUUUGUCCCGAUGAGGACGGGAAGCAGCUGAGUAGUGUUGGUGUGGUCAGCAGCAUAUGCAGCAGUGACUGUGUGGUAGUGUGUGAGCAGCAUAUAGGUGCAGACUUUCCCUGGAGCUGCUUCUCUCUGUUGGUGGAGUUCGACCAUCCAGGCUCGUCUCCGUGGUCAGCAGUCUGCAGCGAGAAGAGCAUCAGCCACCUGACUUUCACCACCAGCAUCCCUGAAGAUGUAGAGAACACCUCAUGGUGUCUGGAGGACAAUCUUCCUUUUGUGCUGAUCGUGACAGAGGGCCUUCUGAACCACCCACUGCUGCUUCAGACGCUUGAGUCAGAUUUCUGUGUAACGGUGCUGGAAAGGAGCCACAGUCCAACCCUGCAGAUGCUUGGAGGGACCCACAACUACGCCGUGAUCACGGUGGACGAAGACGCAGCCAUCGUUAUCCAGGAGCAGGAUGAGCUGUGUGAAGAGCGAGCCAGCGAGCGUCUGGUGAUGAGGCUGACGGCCCUCUCCCUACAGUACAGCUACUGUUGGCUCUUCCUGCACUGUUCUGACAGCCAGGGUGGAGGACUUUCCAGCAGAGCUUUCAGGAACUUGGUGUUGGUUUAUUCGUCUUUGGUGCUGUUUGGCACAAAGUCAGGGGAACUGGAUGUGAAGGUUCUGAUUGUGUCCCAAGUGUCGGAAAUGGCCGAGUUCAUCCACCAGAUCUGCUUCACCAGACUGAUGUCCAGUGACCGAGAUCCUGCCAGCUACCUGACCAGAGACUGGCUCACUGUGCUGCCUUCUCAGGAGGAAGAGUGCCUGUCCAAGUUCCCUUGCCUUAAUCCUCUGGUCAGUCAGCUGAUGCUGAGCAGGGCUCCGUCUCUGCAGUGUCUCCUGAGGGCCCCUCUGCCCCAGCUGAAGGAGCUGCUUCCUGAAGUGCCUCAUAAAGUGCUGAAGACUUUCACUGAGUGCAUCUCUCUACACUGGAACAGCAUGGCUCCCAAACACCCGGACACCACUAAAACCAGUCCUCCACAUGGUCCUUGUGCCCACUCUGAAGAUAACUCGCCACAUCUAGAGCGGACCUGCAGCGACCACAGUGCCAGCUUCCUGGAAUCUUUCAAUGAAUGGGACCCAGACCCCUCGGGUUUUAGACUCGACUCGAGUUGCUCCUCCUGCAGCCCCGUUGCUGACCUCCAGCGCGACAGAGACCUCUGGAACGAGGAGGAAAAGGUUCCUUUUUGGAGUCGCACAGCUGAAGCAGCAGGGAGAGUUGUCAUGACUCUGAGGGCCUCGCAGAAUGGCUGCACCUCACCCCUGCACACAGCUAACAGCCCUUUCCAACCGGACCCUGCAUUCAGCUGCAGCCCCAUCCUGCAGCAGCCAGCCAGCAGCCAGGUCUCCCCCCACUCCACAAUCUACAGUCACCUCCAUCAUUCUCAGAGCGAUAACAUCUUCUGCAAUCCACCGUCAGAUGUUUUGUGGGGUCAAAGCGGUAGCAACUGUCUGUUUAGGAGUAGAGAGAUGACGGCAAGUUCGCCUUCCUUCAGCUACAAGUGCUGGAGAGGUCAGGAGAGGAAGAGGAGCUCAGACGUGGCUGGCCUGCGUGGGUCGGGCGAGUUGCUGAUGAAGAGAGGAAGGCUGAGCUACGAGAGAGUUCCUGGCAGGAGAGACGGACAGACCCGACUAAAAUUAUUCUCAGAUUAAAUAAAAAACAAUAUGCACCUGUUCAUGAUUUAGCUGUGAAAUUAGUUUUUACUUGGUUUUUGAGUUCUACUGAUUCCUGUUGAAACGUGUUCAGCCGUAUUAAAUGAACACAAAUGUAAAAUAACAAGUUUAAUGUCAUUGAAACGGUUUUACUGAUGAAAUAUAUCUGUGUGUGAUCAAAACCAGUUAGUUGAUCUAUAGAAAAGCUUUUUGUGUUAAACUUGUUUAUCUGUUAGAAUUGUGUGAGUGAUGAAGUUUCCACAGUUUUCUAUGUUGUAUAAAAAUUCUGACCAAAAUAAAUUGGACCUUUUUCUAUA
Molecule: messenger RNA, 5820 nt
Organism: Nothobranchius furzeri (turquoise killifish)
Lineage: Eukaryota; Metazoa; Chordata; Actinopteri; Cyprinodontiformes; Nothobranchiidae
Gene: shoc1
Product: shortage in chiasmata 1
Biological process (GO): resolution of meiotic recombination intermediates
Cellular component (GO): condensed nuclear chromosome
Molecular function (GO): ATP hydrolysis activity; single-stranded DNA binding
Source: RefSeq, a predicted model, not a curated record